This is a messenger RNA of Rhizopus microsporus ATCC 52813, 2055 nucleotides long. RefSeq lists its product as uncharacterized. Lineage: Eukaryota; Fungi; Mucoromycota; Mucoromycetes; Mucorales; Rhizopodaceae. Gene Ontology annotation, molecular function: zinc ion binding; DNA binding. The record is from RefSeq and is a predicted model, not a curated record. The coding region runs from base 1 to 2055 and encodes 684 amino acids. The transcript has 7 exons.
AUGUCUCAAUAUAAUCAAGGCAUAGAGCGAACACCAGAAUAUGUCAAAUUUAUGAAAGAUUUAAAAGAAUUUCAUGAUAAAAAAGGAACUGUUUUACAAGCAGAGCCUGUUUUAGGUGGAAAAAAACUAGAUCUAUUACGAAUUUAUAAGACUGUGAUGGAAGCUGGUGGAUAUGAAAAAGUUACUUUAAAUCGCGGAUGGAAGCAAGUUGGAGAUCCGUUCAACUUUCCUUCUACUUGCACAAACAGUGCUUAUAUACUAAAGGCUGUCUAUACAAAAUAUCUGCUUGGAUGGGAAGAAGAAAAUUAUUGGAAACGGCCGUGGAAUCCUCCUGCAGAAUUGUUAGCCACUCACCAAAAGCCUACUGCAUCACCAAUGCCUUUACCUCCAUCCAAUCAUUCACGACAAACAGGUACUGCAUUUUCACAACCUGCAGUGAUUACCAACAGUCAGCAACCUCCAGCCUAUCACCCACAAGCUACAUUUAUAGACUAUGAAUUUCGUACACGUAUUCUUCUUUCGCUUCAAUCCAAUCUUCCAAACGAAGUCGAUUGGGCAUUCAACACACUUAUCAAGUUUUCGUUUGUUUCUGAAAACUUCAACCUAGACUUUAUUCCAACACUAAUCGAUUUACUAUUGAACUUUACAACCCCGUUUUUUGAACGCGAAAUAGAUGAAUCAGCAAAUGAUAAUAUGACAAGCAAAGCAAGGCAGGAAACUUAUGAACGUGUACUUCAAGUAUUUCACAUCAUUCGCAACUUUUCGUUUCUGGAAAUGAAUAUUCGUCGGCUUGCUCUACAUGAACGACUCAGAAGCGUCUUGAUGAAGGGAAUUUCGCUCGCACCUAGUUCAAGAUAUGGAGAACUAAGUCGCCAUUGCUUGGACAUUAUGGAAAAUAUUGCACCUCAAGUCAUCCUGACGAGUCGAACAGAUUCUUAUCUGACUACUAUGACACAACUCCUAUUCAGCAAUGAUCGCGCAUUCAUACUAGGAGCCAUUCGAGCUCUGACACGUGUGGCUGUAACAGAGGCAAACGAACGUAUUCUAUGUCAUGCAGAUCCUAGAGUCAUUGAGCAUUUAGCACAGCUGUUACUUGUAGACGAUGAGGAACUAGAAGCUGCCACAUUAGAGUACUUGUAUCAAUACUCCAGUCUGAGAGGAAGCUUUUCUACACAACUUAUUGAACACUAUCCAGGCAACUUGAUUGGCCUAUUAACUGGUUACCUUUCAUACAAAUCUUCCCUGGCACCUCCAUCAUCUACAGCACUUGGCACAAUACACGGCAUUCCUGCUGCACAAAUGAUUCAUGUAGAGCCAGUACAACAGCAACCUUCUAUCCCAGAUCUCACAAAUUACACAAACUUGGAUGAGCCUUAUCGAUGUCUUGGAUGGCUAAAGGAUCAAUUGACAACUGGAGGCGCAGAGGAUAAGAUUGCAUUGAAUGAAAUAUUUAGUAGUUACCAAAAGCUAUUUGGCACAGAGAAACCAUUGGGCAUAAAAGAGUUUUAUACUGUACUUAAAAUCGCAUUUCCUCAACCUGCUUCAGUAGAAGAAGCAUUUGCUAACGGACCCAAGUCUUUAGAGACUGUUUUAUGUAAUGUGAAAUACAAUCCUACAAGAAGGAAAGAUGGUCCUAUAUGUAGAUGGGAAGGAUGCGAGCAGUCGUUUGAUGGUAAAUCUGACCUACAUAGACAUAUUGUAAAUGAUCACUUGGAAACAGCAAAUGAGUGCAGAUGGAUGAAGUGCAGUAAGAAGGGACUUGAAGGAAAGAUGAAUGCCAUUCAACAUAUGCGUACGCAUUUUGCAGGAAAAGUGAGUAAACAGGGCAAUAAGCCAAAGACAUUUACUGUGAGCAAAAUGCCUGUAGACGAUUCAGAAGUAUCCGGCAUACCACUUACCUCAGCAUUACUGCUAAGGAAUUUAGCAAGACAUAAGCAGCAUCACAUAUACUAUUUACCAUAUCAAAGUGAAUUAAUUUUAUUAGCAAUACAACGACCCAAAGUAUCAAAGUACAUAUUGACUGUUCUUGAGGAAAUAAAUUCUAAUAAACGAUAG